This is a messenger RNA of Sitodiplosis mosellana (orange wheat blossom midge), 1474 nucleotides long. Its product is annotated as SET and MYND domain-containing protein 4-like. Gene Ontology annotation, molecular function: protein binding. The coding region runs from base 8 to 1474 and encodes 488 amino acids. The record is from RefSeq and is a predicted model, not a curated record. NCBI's taxonomy places the organism in Eukaryota, Metazoa, Arthropoda, Insecta, Diptera, Cecidomyiidae. The transcript has 2 exons.
GCAAGCAAUGGAAUGGUACAAUAGAUCGCUAUGCCAUGCCGAAGAAGCUUCCGAGCCGAUGGGAUUGGCCUAUGCAAAUCGGUCGGCAUGUUUUUUCCACUUAAAAAUGUACAGCAAAUGUCUCAUCGACAUCGAGCUCGCCAAGCAAAACAGCUAUCCACGCGAUAAAAUGGCCAAAUUGGACGAGCGAAAAGCCAAGUGUUUGAGCGUGAUGAAAACAGAGGAAAAUCAAGGUGCUGCAUUUGAACCAAAGUUGGAUUUUAAGCCCAGUGAAAAAUUCCCAUGUUCAGCCAACGUGUUGAGAAUCGAAAACAACGACAAAUAUGGUCGACACGUCGUCGCCAACGAGGACAUCGAUGUUGGCAAAAUCGUAAUGGUUGAUCAAAAUUACUUUGCCGACACUAUCAAAAGGUAUACACGAUGCAACAUUUGCUUUGCAACUAAUGAAAACUUCAAACCAUGCCAAAGAUGUUCGUUCACGCUACUCUGUCCAAAAUGCGAAGAGAAUAGCUUUCAUACUAUUGAAUGUGAUAUAAAUCCCACCUAUUUCGGAACUCUGGGAAUAGUUGGAAUACGAAUGGUUGCUGUUCGCUCCAUUUUGCUGGCUAUGAACGCAUUUGCUGACAUUGAUGAACUGAUCGCAGCUGUCGAGGAAAUGAUUCAAAACGAUGUAGUUGAAGCACCCGAAUCACUGCUAGGCGAUUCGCAAUCAAACUAUCGAGCAUUCUUCAAGUUGCAUCCAAACCCGGAGCACCACACCGAUGACAAUCUUCCGAACAAGAUCAACUUUAUUUAUCGCUUACUGAUGGGUCAACGGGAUGUGACUGCAUUUUUCCGCUCUGAUGCACAUACACGUUUUCUCAAACACUUGAUCGCUCAUCAUUUAAUCGUGAUAAAAUAUUCGAGUCAACACUUUCGAUACCCAACCGGUGUCGGCGCGCUUGGUGGUCAAUCCGAAAUAGACUACGAAUAUCGCAUGAGCAUCCUUGCAUCGUAUUUCAAUUCAUCGUGCGCCCCAAAUGCAUACAUUUUCUCCCAAAGUGGUUACAACGUAUGUGUCGUUGUGCGAACAAUUCGGAAGAAUGAACAGGUGUGUGUGGCAUACGACACGAGUAUUCUGUUGAAGGCAAAAUCAAAACGCCAACAAAUCCUACAGAACAAAUUCAAGUUCUUGUGCAAGUGUCAACGUUGUCAGUCAUCGCACUUGGAAUCAUCAAGCUUGAAAUCAAACGACGCAAUCAUUUCAGAUCGAUAUUUCCAUAAUUUGCGUGCAGACAUCAAAUGUGCCACUGACAAUUUUGAUUCUCAAUCAUUCGAACCGCUACGUGCGCAAUGCUUCAAUAUGUUGAAGAAAUACGAUAGAGUGCCAUUGUGCUUGGAGAUAAAUUGCAUCAUGGACGAUUUGAAUACAUUGGCAGUGAAUGAAAAAACUGGACUAUUGAAGGUAUCCCUUAUGUCACACUUGGCGAACUGA